Ochlerotatus camptorhynchus is the source of this 570-nucleotide messenger RNA. RefSeq lists its product as uncharacterized. Lineage: Eukaryota; Metazoa; Arthropoda; Insecta; Diptera; Culicidae. The coding region runs from base 1 to 570 and encodes 189 amino acids. The transcript has a single exon. The record is from RefSeq and is a predicted model, not a curated record.
AUGGUAGAAGCAGGUCCAUCAUCUAAAAAAGGACAACAACGAUGCGAUGACAACAAGCGCCCUCUCCAGAAAAUUGCAUUAUCGUUUAUUCAUCGGGAAGGGAACAAAGGUAUAUGUCAUAUUGAAGAGAGCAGCGGAUAUACCUACGUCCAAAUGACUAUGGAUGUCGGUAAUUUUAUCCGUCAUUUCCGCACAAAGCAUACAGAUGCGGCGAAUAAAUGUGGCUUGCUGAAAGAAACUGAUGCUAGCGCCAAGAAGCCAAGACUGGUGUCCAAACGAUCCAUAGCCAUUGAUACGCCGCUGUACAUGGACUCUAUUGUCAAAUUAUUGACCUACCAUCAACUCCCUCUUUGCUUCGUAGAGUGGGAAGGGAUGAAACAACUCAUGGACCCAAUAUCUGCUGCACUUGGUGUUACAGUAAACAGAAACAAUGUAAAGAUAAUUACGCACUCCGUCACUGAUCAAAUUCGUAAGGCUUUAAGUGAUGAACUGAAGAACAGGUUGAUUUCACUGAAAGUUGAUUCAGCAUCACGUUUUUUUUGGAUAGAAAAAUCGUCAUUCGGACAUUAG